Molecule: messenger RNA, 2205 nt
Organism: Coffea eugenioides
Lineage: Eukaryota; Viridiplantae; Streptophyta; Magnoliopsida; Gentianales; Rubiaceae
Product: arginine decarboxylase-like
Exons: 5
Coding region: 108-1676 (522 amino acids)
Molecular function (GO): catalytic activity
Source: RefSeq, a predicted model, not a curated record
UGGUUUCGCCUCUCCUCCGUUUGAGCUUUAGUCCGAGUUUUGGCAGUGGGUGGAGCUCCAAACUUAAUGAGAGACCAAAAGCUUGUAUUCUGCAAGAUGAGUAUCACAUGGCUUUGGGAAGAAAGGAAGACACGAAGAGGCAGGGAGAAAUGAAAGGGUCUGUCUCAAUGCAUAAUAUUCCAACUAAUGUUUCUGAAAUAAUUCAAGACUACAGGCUUCCACCCUUGGUUGGUGCUUUAAAAGCCUCAGCUGCCGAAAAUGCUGCUAGUUUUCACUUUCCGGGACAUAAUAGAGGGCAAGCAGCACCAUCAUCGUUCAGCGAGCUCAUUGGUAAACAACCAUAUCUUCAUGAUUUACCUGAGCUCCCAGAGCUUGACAACCUCUUUACUCCAGAAGGACCCAUUUUAGAAGCACAAAAACAAGCAGCUGAACUUUUUGGAGCAUCAGAGACAUGGUUCCUUGUUGGGGGUAGUACAUGUGGAAUCCAUGCAGCUAUUAUGGCCACUUGUUCACCUGGAGACAAUAUCAUUCUUCCACGUAACUGUCAUAUUUCAGCCAUAUCUGGGAUGAUAUUGUCCGGUGUACAGCCAAAGUACAUCUUGCCUGAUUAUGAUGCUGAUUGGGAUAUUCCUGGUGGCAUCACUCCAUCACAGGUGGAAAAAGCAAUAGAGGAACUGGAAAUGAAAGGUCAAAGAGCCGGUGCAGUUCUUAUAGUAUCUCCUACUUACCAUGGCAUUUGCAGCAAUGUGACUGAAAUAUCUAAGCUAUGCCAUUCUCACGGGAUCCCUCUGAUUGUUGAUGAGGCUCAUGGUGCACACUUCGGAUUUCAUGAGCUAUUGCCCGACUCAGCUCUCUGUCAAGGCGCCGAUCUUGUGGUACAGUCUACUCACAAAGUUUUGUGCUCUCUGACACAGUCGUCAAUGUUACACAGGUCAGGAGAUCUUAUUGACAGCAAUAGAAUAUGCAGAUGCCUUCAAAUGCUUCAAAGUAGUAGCCCUAGUUAUCUUCUUUUAGCAUCAUUGGAUGCUGCUAGGGCUCAAGUUAGUGAAAAUAAAGACAUUAUUUUCCACAACGCUAUUGAGUUAGCCAUGGAAGCAAGAAGUAGAAUGAGUAAAAUUCGCAACGUCUCAGUCCUUGACAUUGCUAGCUUUCCUCACUUUCCUGCUAUGGAUCCGUUGAGAGUCACAAUUGGCACAAAACAGCUUGGUCUCUCUGGUUUUGAGGCUGAUGAUAUUUUAAGCAAGGAUUUUGGGGUUGUUUCUGAACUUGUUGGGACACGAUCUAUCACUCUAGCAUUUAACCUAGGGACUCAAAGAGAACAUGUCUUGAGGUUUAUAUCAGGACUGAAGCACCUAUCUGCAAUAUCAGCAGCUUCUAAUUGCACAAAUUACAGUGAGAAUCCUGACCAUGUCAUGCCCUUUGAUGAUUUCAGCAUGAGAUUAAGCCCAAGAGAGGCUUUCUUUGCUCAAAAAACAAAAGUUGGCAUAAAAGAUAGCAUUGGCCAAAUAUGCGGUGAACUAAUAUGUCCUUAUCCGCCAGGGAUACCAUUACUUAUCCCUGGUGAAGUGAUCUCCGGAGGAGCAUUGGCUUAUAUGCUGCAGGUCAGAGACAAAGGUGUUGUCAUCAGUGGAGCUUCUGAUCAUCUUCUUUGUUCCCUUCUAGUGUGCAAUGUCUAGGUGAUAGAAAUGGCAUAUGUGCAUGAAAAUUAUGGGCAAUCCCAAGAUCGUUGUUCUGCCACAAACUCUACUGGAGCAAAAAAUCUUGACCUCCAGGAGCAAAGUGGGUUGUUACAUGUAAGAUGAUGCUACGGUAGCAGCACAUUGACCAGAGACCAAGAGAAGUGAUACCGUGGCAAUGGCAGUUGCUGAUAGAGAUGCAUUAUCUCAGUCGUCUGAUAUUCUAAGCAUGAUGGUUCUCUCCAUCAUCCCAUUGGGGAGUUAAGGUGAGGAGAUUGGGUGGGCAGGCGCCUAGCUUCCUAAUAAUUCUGUGAAGCUUCCAGCACUCUCAAUUUCUCAAACUGACUCAAAGUGGAAAAGGUCCGCAUAUGGGAUUCUGUUAUAUAAGCUCCCCAUUGUACUCAUUCUGAAUUUUAUGAUGAUCACUGUGCUGGGUGAAUGUCUUCUCUUUACUAGUCUCACUCUAUAAUUGUUAUUUCUGCGGCCAUAGAGUAACAUGGUUUGUCCAGGUUAUCUACCUAUUCACUUC